GCAACUAUUUUUAGACUGGCGCGCGCUCUUCAAAAACAUAGAUGAGAAACGCGCGAGGAUAGAGCAGCAGCAAGACCUGAGACAUCUAUUUGUUUUCAUCAUUCAUUGUUCAAGGUAUACUUUGAACAUGAUACCAACCUCAACCAGAAAGCGAAAACUGUCCUCACUGGACUCUGAAAGUCACCCUGCCAAGAAGGGCAUGAAGGAGCAAGCCUCGCCAGUAAAGAGAAGAUCCCCCCGAAAGCGCUUGCUCUCUCCACAUGUGGAGAAGCAAGCAGGACAGGAGUCGCCACAUAAGCCAGCAGGCUCUCCACGUAGAUCACCACGUAAAUCCCCUUCGAUGGUUACAAGCUCCUUCUAUGGCAAGCAGAAGACCAUUUAUCUCAAUCCACUUGAGAGAAAGGCAGUAAAAGAAUCUCUGCCUUCCCUCCCCCCUGUUAUUACCUCCCCCCCACCAUCAGCCCAAAAAACAGAAAAGAAAAUGAAGAAAACUGUAAAAAGAGGCAACAAAUCCAGAAAUGCAAUAACAGGAUCCGGUAAGAGAGGAAAGAAGAGUACCAAAGGUUCUCCAGCAUCUAAAAAGGCAGUUGAACCAUCCAAAAGGAAUACCAGCAGCCUUGCAGUUAAACCAACAUCCACCAGCAGCAGCAAUGUACCAGCAAACAACAACCCAGUAGAGGCAAAGAAGGGAAUCACGCUCUCUUUCGCCAGCCUGAAGCCCAAGCCCAAGAUCUUUGUUGGAGCCGCUUUCUUUGGUACAGGAAAGAAGCCAACAUCCAUGUAUAAGAGACCUGCUCCGAAGUCCUCAGCCAGGCCAGCUCCAGUUAAGUCCAGGAGCCAAACUGGACCCCCACAGCAGAAUGCUAAGACACCAAAGCAGCAGGUGGAUCCAAGGGUUGCAUCACAGCUGCAGGAGCCAGGAAAGCAAAUGGAUGUGAAGGAGAUCCAAGACGGUACAAAGCAGAGGACGAAGUUUGAUCCAACUGACUGGAUGGAUGUUAAUGAUGGGGAGUCAGAAACCGUCAAACCAUCGAGCUCCCCUGAAUUAAUGGCUGAAACACAUGGGGUUACAAAACAAGUGAAGAUUGUUCUUUCCAGGACGCCAAGUCCUAAAUCUACAGCUUUGUUCUUCGACAACCAGGAUGAAUUGCAGACAGAUGGCGGUUCUGAGCAAAGUAAAAUAAACCCCACCGAAUCUUCCACAACUCCUUCCAAAGCUUCUGGAGCGGUGUACCCCAUAUUUGGCUCCUCAUCAAAAAGACUGAGUGCAGCGCUGCGUCCUCCAGUAUCCUGCAGUACCCCCUCUGUCUCCUCAGGAGCUUCACCCCUGCCAGCUUCAUCUGCAGUGAAAGAGCGACAAACUCGCAGGAAGAAGGAAAAGCUGGACCACGACCAGCUCAUCAUUGAUGCUGGACAGAAGCAGUUUGGUGCUACAACCUGCAGCUCCUGUGGAAUGGUUUACAGUGCAGACAACCCCGAGGACAAUUUCCAACACACCCAGUUCCACCAGCAGUUUCUGGACUCCAUCAGAUACGUGGGUUGGAAAAAGGAACGGGUAGUGGCAGAGUUCUGGGACGGUAAAAUUAUCCUGGUUUUACCCGAUGAUCCGAAGUAUGCAGUCAGAAAGGCUGAAGAAGUCCGCCGUAUCGCCGAUAACGAGUUGGGUUUCCAGCAGGUGACUCUGAGCAGACCAACGCAGGCUAAAACCUUCCUGUUCAUCAACACAGACCGACUGGUUGUAGGAUGUCUCAUUGCCGAACCCAUAAGACUGGCCUACAGGGUUCUGGAGCAGCCAGAUCACAAGAAAGACAUGACGAAGGAUGACUUCAUGGAACGCCACAGAGCCUGGUGCUGCUCCACCACCCCAGAACAAGCUCUGUGUGGAAUCAGUCGGAUCUGGGUCUUCAGCCUGGCGAGGCGGCAGGGCAUCGCAACCCGUAUGCUGGACACAGUGAGGAGCACCUUCAUGUUUGGAAGUUAUCUGAGCAAGGACGAAAUUGCAUUUUCUGAUCCAACACCUGAUGGGAAGCUGUUUGCCACCAAGUACUGCAACACACCAACCUUCCUUAUUUACAACUUCAUAGCAUAAGAAGGAAGCAACAGUUCAUUAAACAUGCUGCAUUAAUUGGUGUGAAGUUCUGAAGUUUUUCGUGUCAAAGGUUUUUUUGCUGAAUGUUAAUUAUAUGCAAAGCUGUUUUUUGUUAAAGCUUUGUGUGUAAAGUUGUUUCUAUUGGGUAAGGUUUAGUAUUCUGUAUUUAUAAUGCAGCCCUUUUCCCUGAAUGUUUUAAUAUCCCUUCCCCUGCUGCAGUGGGAAAAUAAA
Molecule: messenger RNA, 2320 nt
Organism: Cyprinodon variegatus (sheepshead minnow)
Lineage: Eukaryota; Metazoa; Chordata; Actinopteri; Cyprinodontiformes; Cyprinodontidae
Gene: esco2
Product: establishment of sister chromatid cohesion N-acetyltransferase 2
Exons: 15
Coding region: 128-2089 (653 amino acids)
Biological process (GO): mitotic sister chromatid cohesion
Cellular component (GO): nucleus; chromatin
Molecular function (GO): protein-lysine-acetyltransferase activity
Source: RefSeq, a predicted model, not a curated record